Messenger RNA from Penicillium paradoxum, 996 nucleotides. RefSeq names its product isopenicillin N synthase ips/PcbC-Penicillium chrysogenum. The transcript has a single exon. Gene Ontology annotation, biological process: biosynthetic process. The record is from RefSeq and is a predicted model, not a curated record. Gene Ontology annotation, molecular function: dioxygenase activity; iron ion binding. NCBI's taxonomy places the organism in Eukaryota, Fungi, Ascomycota, Eurotiomycetes, Eurotiales, Aspergillaceae. The coding region runs from base 1 to 996 and encodes 331 amino acids.
AUGGCUUCCACUACUAAAGCCAAUGUCCCCAAGAUCGAUGUGUCGCCCCUGUUUGGCGACAGCAUGGAGGAGAAGAUGAAGGUCGCGCGCGCAAUUGACGCCGCCUCACGCGACACCGGCUUCUUCUACGCGGUCAACCACGGCAUCGAUGUUAAGCGACUCUCGGACAAGACCAGAGAGUUCCACUUCUCUAUCACGGAAGAAGAGAAGUGGGACCUCGCAAUUCGCGCGUACAACAAGGAGCACCAGGACCAGAUCCGUGCCGGGUACUACCUGUCCAUUCCAGAGAAAAAGGCCGUGGAAUCCUUCUGCUACCUGAACCCCAACUUCAAGCCCGAUCACCCUCUCAUCCAGUCCAAGACUCCCACUCACGAGGUCAAUGUGUGGCCAGACGAGAAGAAGCAUCCGGGCUUCCGAGAGUUUGCCGAGCAAUACUACUGGGAUGUGUUCGGACUCUCAGAUGCCUUGCUGCGAGGCUAUGCCCUGGGGCUGGGCAAGGAGGAGAACUUCUUCAGUCGCCACUUCAAGAAGGAAGACGCGCUCUCCUCGGUCGUUUUGAUUCGCUACCCGUAUCUGGAUCCCUACCCACCUGCCGCCAUCAAGACAGCGGGGGAUGGCACCAAAUUAAGUUUCGAAUGGCAUGAGGACGUGUCGCUCAUCACCGUCCUGUACCAAUCCGACGUGGCGAACCUGCAGGUGGAGACCCCUCAGGGCUUCCUCGACAUCGAGGCGGAUGACAACGCCUACCUGGUCAAUUGUGGCAGCUACAUGGCACACAUCACCAACAACUACUAUCCCGCCCCCAUCCACCGGGUCAAGUGGGUGAACGAGGAGCGCCAAUCCCUCCCGUUCUUUGUCAAUCUGGGUUUCAACGAUACUGUCCAGCCGUGGGAUCCUAGCAAAGAAGACGGCAAGACCGACCAGCAGCCAAUCUCCUACGGCGACUAUCUGCAGAACGGAUUAGUUAGUCUAAUCAACAAGAACGGCCAGACCUAA